AUGCCAACAUUUGCAGCCGCUGCCGUGCUGUUCUCCACAGUCUUCGGUGCAACAAGCGAAAUCCCUACGGUUCGAGUGGUGCUGGACACUGAUCUGGGAGAUGACAUUGACGACACGUGGGCCCUGAGCGCGCUCCUGCAGUCGCCAGCUGUGGACCUCCGUCUGAUCGUGACGGAUUCAUACGGCAGCCAGAGCCGCGCCAACGCCCUGGCAAAGUUUUUGCGCUUGGCUGGCAAACUUGCUGAGGUUCCCGUGAUUGCCAUCGGCCCAGAGCAGACGGGUGCCACCAUCAUGGAUAGCUGGGCCAAUGCCAGCGAUUUGGAUCAAUUCCCUGGGCAGCUGCGCCGCUGGCCCAUGAAAAAGAAGCCACAGAGGAAGUUGGAAUUGGCAGCCGGAGCUGGACGUGUAGAUUUGUGGAAUGUUGAAAAAGAGCUAGAUCUAUUAUGAUUCAUUAUGAUCUAUUCAUAUCUAUUCAAUGUAGUGUUGCGAGAGUAUGUCGGUAGCGUCAGAAUGGAUGUCAGGAACUGUCGGUAGCGCCGAUAGUUGUUGGGUUGUCACACUGUACCAUGGCUAAGGUUUCGAUGCUGCUGAGGCCAUCA
Molecule: messenger RNA, 599 nt
Organism: Cladocopium goreaui
Lineage: Eukaryota; Dinophyceae; Suessiales; Symbiodiniaceae
Source: the annotation of a GenBank genome assembly